AAUUACUGUUGAAAAACACUGUCAAGCCAGAGACCAGAAGACAACCUCUUGAAAUGGCUCAAGAGGACCAGAGUGAGACGUCACAACAAACCGCAGCCGGUGAUGAAGAGCAGCGGACAGAGGAGCAGGCUUCCUGUGUCAUUGAGAUUCAUGACUCUAUGACUGAAUGUGAGGAAGAAGAGAGGCCCAGUGUAGUGCAGAUGGAGGAGAAGGUAUUUGUAUCAAGUCUGCACGCUUUCAUGAAGGACAGAGGAACACCCAUAGAAAGGAUCCCACAUCUGGGCUUCAAACAGAUUAAUCUGUGGAGGAUCUACAAAGCGGUUGAGAAACUUGGAGGCUAUGAUUCAGUGACAGCGCGACGUCUUUGGAAGAAAGUGUAUGAUGAGCUGGGAGGAAGUCCAGGUAGCACCAGCGCUGCCACUUGCACUCGCAGACACUACGAGAAGCUGGUGCUGCCCUUUGAAAGACACAUAAAAGGAGAGGAGGACAGACCUCUGCCUCCAAGCAAACCGCGGAAGCCAUAUAAGAGAAAUUUGGAUGUCAAGGUCAUCAAGGCUGAGAGGAAGAGGAAGAGGACUCAGUCGGAUAGAGAGAUGGAUUCAGACAUGGAGAUACUCACCCAGAGAAGUCCAGAGACGGCCUGCCAAACUGAAGCAGUGAUGCAUCCUCUCCCCACCCUCUGGGCUGCCACCUCUGAUAGACACCACCCAGAAUGCUCUAAGCCAAACAGAGCCACCACUGGCCCUUGCACUUCUGCCUAUGCCCACCUUGUCCAGGUCCCCACAUCCAGCCCCUGGACUGCUCAUAUGCCUUCAGCUGCCGGAGAGGUCAUCUCUCCUCUGGAGAAAAAGAAGCGGAUGGCUCAGGCGAGCCUUAACUUGCACCUGCGUCUGGAGAGCGAGGAUAAAGAAAGGCCCUCCGUUAUUCAAUGCUCCCAGUCUCCGGUCCGGGCUUCUUCCAGCCGGAACUGCAACUCCUCUGACAGCUCCCCGCUGCCUUUAUCCCCUUCGUCUUCACGCAGCCCUUCCCCUCUCUCUGUUUCUUCAGAGGACGGUCCAGAAGGGAAUGAAGAUAAACCUGCAUCAGGCUCUGAACAACCCCACAACAGUUCUAGCUCUGUGAAAAAUACAUCCGGCUGUAGUGAGGAAAGCAAGUCUGCAGGCUGUUGUCAGAUAUCCAAAGAGAAUAAAGACAUCAUCUCCCAAUCCGCAGACUCGAUCAAAACCCACAUUAAAGACUGGAAGCCAAUCCACAAAGGGAGUAGCAAAUAUUCCGCCCAUCCUUUCCACUCAUCCUCCUCUUUCACGGAGAGAUCUGACUGGGCUCCAACAUCUACCUCUAGUUUCUCCAAGGUCGUUCCAAAAUCUGUGCAGCUUCUGCGGCCCGCUCCCAUUCGGCCAAGUUAUAAAAUCCAGCAGGGCAGGUUGAUGCAGCAGGACAACUCUCUGACUUGUGCGAAGAAGCUGAACAACAUGGCUCCGUGGCUUUAUCAGACAGAGAGGAGGGAGAAAUCCAGGACAAUGAUACAAAAAGUUGCCCCCACUCAGCAGAGUCCGGCACAUUCACCCAGCAGCCUGCCUGUGUCGUACGUGCUGUCGAACUACGACAAAUCGGGGAGAGACUCUCGGCACCACCCUCUAUUACACCCUGUAUUUCUCCCCAACAGAAUAAGACUACCUCAAUCCCAGCUAAUGUACCGACACGUCCCAGUGAGUCCAGCUCACUCUGCUCUCAUUGGGGCUGCUGUUUACCCAUAUCCCUACUCCAUUCCUCUGUUAAAUCCCCAAACAGGAUAUAGCCUACCUGCCAUGCAUCCAAUUUACCCUCACAAGCUGUGAUUCUCUGUAUUUUAACUCCAGACUUCAAUAAAAUAAAUCUACACUGAAGAAGGCAGCCAUUGAGCUUGUUGGCCCACUUUUCUCUUGCUCCAAGUGUAAUUUUGGUGAAGACUUGUUUGUGUUUUAAACACGGCUUAAGUAUGCAACACACACAUAUUUACACACAGAACAUCCUUCGGUGGAGAACUAGUUACUGUAAUUAACUGUGUGACUGUGUUGACCUUCUGUGGCCUAAACCAAACUACACUGAAGGGAAAUGAAGCCCCAGCGGAGCUAGAGAUACAAUAUUUAUAGGGCUGAAUCGUCCAUGUGCAUCAAACUGUUGCAUUAUUUUUUUACUCAUAGCAGAACUGUGCAAAAAUGUGUAUUGUUCUGUAGUUUGAUUUAACACAAAACAAUGUGCUUCACGAUGUCUACUGAUAGCCUGUAACAUGUCCAUUUGUAAAGUGAUAAAAUUAGAAAAUAUGUUAUUUAUCCAAGAUAAAACAUCUUUAUUCUUGUAAAUUUGCCUCUAAACUAUUACAUGUAAAGGGGGAAAAACACAUUUAAAUUAGAUGUUUUUUUGAUUGACAAAUUCUCAAUAAAUGGUGUAAACAUAUCCAGUCAAAUUCUGUCAAAACCACAGUUGUUGCACAUUUGUUCUCACUUCCACAAUUUCAAUACUUUGUGUUGAAGAACCUCCAUUCAGGACUGUAGCGUGAAGUCUGUUGAAUAUAAUGAUACUGUGUUAAUACUAUAUGUACCAUGUAUCAGUGUUACAUAUUUUCAAGAUAUUAUAAGCAGAUCUCAUUGUCAUUCAAAUGUAUUUAAAAAAAAAGAAAGUAAGUAAAUUAUCAAAAGAAAUGACAAAAAUAAACAUAAAAAAUAUUUUAAAAA
Cottoperca gobio is the source of this 2714-nucleotide messenger RNA. RefSeq names its product AT-rich interactive domain 5A (gene arid5a). The transcript is spliced from 7 exons. Bases 54 to 1838 code for a protein of 594 amino acids. The record is from RefSeq and is a predicted model, not a curated record. Gene Ontology annotation, cellular component: nucleus. NCBI's taxonomy places the organism in Eukaryota, Metazoa, Chordata, Actinopteri, Perciformes, Bovichtidae. Gene Ontology annotation, biological process: regulation of transcription by RNA polymerase II. Gene Ontology annotation, molecular function: transcription cis-regulatory region binding.